AUGUCCAACAACAUCUCACGCCCCACGAAUACCGCAAUGGCCUCCCACAUCGAGCCCCCCAGCAACCUCGCCCAAGUACCCACCGACCCCAAAGACCGCCCGCGAUACACUCCCGAAGAGCUACAGACAUACUUCACCCGCAUAUCUCUCCCCUCACCCUACACCACCUCCCCAGUCCUCACAGACCCCUCCCUUGCCCAAACAAAAGAACAUGGCCUCCCGCUAAUCCACGCCAUGAUGCUGCACCAUCUCUCCACCGUCCCUUUCGAGAACCUCGAACUCCACUACUCCGCCCACAAAACCAUCAGCCUCAACAUGGACGACCUGUUCGAGAAGUUCGCUCGCAACGGGCUGAAGUACGGCCGCGGAGGGCGGUGCAUGGAGAACAACUCCUUCUUCGGCACGGUCCUGCGCUCUCUGGGCUACGAAGUCCGGAACUGUGCGGGUAGGGUCUCGAGAGCCAUGAAUGAGGACUGGUGGGUCGUGGACGUGGGAAUGGGGAGUAUGGGGCCACAAGUCCCUUAUCCGCUGCAAGAUGGGUACGAGCAGGUCGCUGUGGCGCCGAGGAGGAUACGGUUGCAGUUACGGCCGAUUGCGGAGAGCUAUGCGAAUGCUGGGAACGGUGUGGAGCCGCCGAAGUUGUGGUGUUAUGAUGUCUGUUUGAAACCUGGGGCGGCAGGAGGCGAUGUAUGGACGCCGCAUUAUUGUUUCACGGAGAUGGAGUUUCUGCCGCAGGACUAUGAGAUGAUGAGUUGGUUCACUUCGACGAACAAGAAGUGCUUUUUCGUGUAUUCGGUGGUUUGUAUGAAGAUGUUGCUUGAUGAGGCAAAGGAGAAGAUUGUGGGGAAUAUCACGCUGUUUAAUGAUAAAGUUACGAGGAAUGUAGGAGCGGAGCGAGAAGUGCUGAGAGAGCUGAAGACUGAACAGGAACGCAUCGAUGCAUUGCGAGAGUACUUCAACGUCGAGCUGACGGAGGAGGAGAAGGAGGGUAUUUCGCCAGAUUUCAGACUACAGUCUUGA
Messenger RNA from Saxophila tyrrhenica, 1020 nucleotides. RefSeq lists its product as uncharacterized. Lineage: Eukaryota; Fungi; Ascomycota; Dothideomycetes; Mycosphaerellales; Extremaceae. The record is from RefSeq and is a predicted model, not a curated record. Gene Ontology annotation, molecular function: acetyltransferase activity. The transcript has 2 exons. The coding region runs from base 1 to 1020 and encodes 339 amino acids.